This is a messenger RNA of Cynara cardunculus var. scolymus (artichoke), 2090 nucleotides long. RefSeq names its product protein ALP1-like. The record is from RefSeq and is a predicted model, not a curated record. Bases 196 to 1773 code for a protein of 525 amino acids. The transcript has a single exon. NCBI's taxonomy places the organism in Eukaryota, Viridiplantae, Streptophyta, Magnoliopsida, Asterales, Asteraceae.
AUCAUCAGCAGCAGAUGGGUUUUUGUUUCUUUUCCCUUUUCUCCUUUCACACUUGAUUGCAUAUAAUAUCAACAAAUCCCCUCCUCAUUUUUCAUCCAAUUCUGCUUCUUGUGUUCACAUCUCUUUUACCCAUUUUGUCAAACACUUGGAACGCCCAUUCAAACUUUCCCAAUUUCUUCACUCUUUUGCAUAUAUAUGAAAUCAGACGUUUCUAGACCGGGAGAACGGGAUCAUUUAGCCGCUGAUUAUUCAUAUUACUAUACUUUGCUUCAAGAAACAUUCGAUCAGAUGAAUGAUUAUAAGCCAAGUCAAUUAGGGGAUGAAAUUGAAACCUCCACCAUUGAAGUCGACGAAGAAGAUGAAGGCAAGCAAGAAGUUAAGACCAAAGGGUUGAAGGAGAUUCUGACGUCUUUGCUUUUGAUUGAGGAGCAGGAAAAGUCGGAUAAGGACGAAUGGGACAAGGCCCAGGAAGAAGAUAAGAUGAUGUUAGAAGCUAACCAUAAGAAGAAAACCAAAGCCAUGUUGGAUUAUCAAAGCGAAUGUCAACAAUACGAUGAUAUCUUGGAUCAAACCAAUCGUGUUCGAAAGCGUAAGUCUCGUGCUGCCACAACCGCCGCGAUUGCCUCUACUGCCGUCGUUGCAGUUGAUUUAGAUAACAACCCAAACCAGAAAACCAGUGGUGGUGCGCCUGUUGCAGCCACAGGACCGCAAAGGAGGUUGUGGGUGAAGACCAGAUCAAAAGAUUGGUGGGAUAAGUGCAACAGUCCAGAUUUCCCAGACCAAGAUUUCCGGAAAGCAUUUCGAAUGGGGAAAGAUACGUUUGAAAUGAUCUGCAACGAGCUUACAUCUGUCGUCGCCAAAGAAAACACCAUGUUAAGAGAUGCAGUACCCGUAAGACAGAGGGUGGCAGUCUGCAUAUGGCGAUUAGCCACCGGCGAGCCAUUAAGGCUGGUCUCAAGAAGAUUUGGGUUAGGCAUUUCCACAUGUCACAAGCUCGUUCUUGAAGUUUGUUCUGCAAUCAAGAACGUUUUGAUGCCUAAAUAUCUUCAAUGGCCAGAUGAUGAAUCCACAACUAUGAUCAAAGAUGAGUUUGCAUCAGUUUCAGGUAUUCCCAAUGUGGUUGGUUCAAUGUACACAACUCAUAUUCCCAUUAUCGCUCCCAAGAUCAGUGUUGCUGCAUAUUUCAACAAACGACACACAGAAAGGAACCAGAAGACAUCUUAUUCGAUCACGGUUCAAGGUGUAGUCGACCCACGAGGCGUGUUUACCGAUGUCUGCAUCGGUUGGCCUGGUUCCAUGCCAGAUGAUCAAGUCUUGGAGAAAUCUGCACUUCACCAAAGAGCAACUGGUGGACUUCUGAAAGAUGUAUGGAUUGUGGGUAGUUCUGGGUAUCCUUUAAUGGACUGGGUACUGGUGCCUUAUACCCAACCCCAUCUCACAUGGACUCAACACGCAUUUAACGAAAAGAUCGGUGAGAUCCAAAGGGUUGCUAAAGAUGCAUUUGCGAGAUUGAAAGGAAGGUGGUCUUGUUUACAGAAGAGAACUGAAGUGAAGCUUCAAGAUUUGCCAGUGGUUUUAGGGGCAUGUUGUGUUUUACAUAAUAUAUGUGAAAUGAGGAACGAAGAGAUAGAUCCAGAGUUGAUGAUUGAGCUUAUGGAUGAUGAGAUGGUUCCAGAAGCUGCAUUGAGGUCUGCAAUUGCAAUGAAGGUUAGGGACUCCAUUGCUCAUAAUCUUUUGCACCAUAAUCAUGCUGGUACUUCUUUUUUGUCAUAAAAAGGAGCUGCAAAAUUGACACUUUGAGGUAAGUUGGUUCAUUCUUGUUGUGGAAUAUGGGAUUUGAUAGAGUUUUUGUGAUGGGGGUUUUUAUAGAUGUAUAUGAAAACUUGAGUUUUAGGAUCAGUUUUAUACAUAAAUUAAUUUCUGAAUUGAAUCAAAAGUUAAGGAAUGACUUUAGACAAUUGUUAACAGUUUAGACACACUUGUUCUUGGUUCUGUUUGAAACUAUGGAAGACAUUAAACCAUUUAUAUGGUUAUGCAAAUGUAAUGUAAAACUGAUUGGUAUUAAUAUGUUAAAGACAGAUUGUGUUGGA